AUGGACCGCCUGGAACUUCGACAGGAUCAGGAAAAGGCCAUACGCGGUGAUGGAGUGCCGAGGCUCCUUGAAGACCGUGAUAGUCGCGCAGCUCUUAUCCGGGGCAUUCGCCUGCAUUACCAUUUGGCCAUGAGUGAACCCGUCAAACGCCUCAGCUCCUCAAUGCCUCAGGUCGCUCGAGCCCGCAACGCUCGCCGCAUCAUGAGCAACGACAUACCGGAACGAAUGACGGCGGAGGAGCAGCCAUACUGUAUAUGGCAUCCCGAGAUGGCCACCGAGGAUACCUACCGCUCAUUGGCCUCUAAAUUCCCCGACAUGCGCUAUCAAGUCGGCCGUGCCUGUGCUGCAGCAGGUUACGGCGCCCUUUAUCGUGAGCUUGAUCUCCUGCCUGAAGUGUCCAUCGCUGAAGAGACGCGAGAAAGCGAGACAGAUGGCGGGAAACUCAUCUAUGACGAGAUCAUGAGUUUCAAGUAUCGCUAUGCCGUCAUGGACGAUUGCAAACGCACCAUCAAACUGAUGGACUAUGAAUGCCCGGCGUAUCUGAACGGCAACACCGAAAGGACGCAUCUGGGCCUCGAGGAUCAGCAAGUAGAUGAAAGGCAUGGAAAGCUGACCGACGACGAGGCGAAGCUGCUCUAUAGUCCUCUGCCUGGGGAUCUGCCGACGGUAAAGAAGACUUUGUUGACACAGAUGGCCGCCCACGACGGCAACAUCGAACGCUAUGCCCAGCUCGCCAACUCUGGAAGAACUUUGACUCAACUAGACCAAGACUGUGUCAUCCGUGGUGUCUUGCAUCACACUAUGUAUGCUCGUUGGUGGGCUGACCAGAUCAAGAACGACACCAUCUAUGCAAGGUCUUCCCCAUACGUGUGGGAUAUUCAGCGAGCCAUAAUGGCACGCCGGAUCAUGCUCAACGACGCCUCCGCGUUUGAAGACGGCUGGCCACCCGGAGUCCCGAUGCCCUACAUCAUCUGGUGGCCCCUGCAGCCGCAGUCAGAUAUGCUUAGCCUUCUUGCCAUGAAGGUACCUGAGAUGAAGAGGCAAUGCGCGGCGGCAGCAAUCAUCUGCGAUUACGAGAAUGUCUAUAAGGGCCUUGAUCCGGAGCCGAGCUGGCACCUAUGGAAGGUCGCCAGUGAGUUCGCUGCCAACUCGUUUUACCGUGAGGAUCAGGAGAGGCGAGGGAGGGAGAAGGAUAUUGAUGUGGAGGAUGACGCUUUUAUGGAAUCAUACUACAGUGAAUUAAUGCAGACGAGGGAGAUUACGGUACUUGAAGAAGGCGGCGAAAAGAUUACAGACAGUGUCGAGAAACACAAGUUACCAACUAACAUGUAUGGCUCCGUGGAAGUACUGUGUACGAGCGCCGGCCAGCUCAGGAUCUGGGAAGGCAUUGGAAAAGUACCGCCGGUAUCUUGA
Messenger RNA from Fusarium fujikuroi IMI 58289, 1413 nucleotides. RefSeq lists its product as uncharacterized. The transcript has 2 exons. The coding region runs from base 1 to 1413 and encodes 470 amino acids. The record is from RefSeq and is a predicted model, not a curated record. Lineage: Eukaryota; Fungi; Ascomycota; Sordariomycetes; Hypocreales; Nectriaceae.